AUGGAUUCACUUUCUACGGGAUCUUUAAGUGGCGCACAGAAGGAGGAAUUAAUUGACCAAGUGAAGCAACAAAUUGCAAUCGCUAAUGCACAAGAACUUUUAGCUAAAAUGUCUGAGAAAUGUUUUAAAAAGUGUAUCAACAAGCCUGGAACAGCGUUAGAUAAUUCCGAACAGAAAUGUAUAGCGAUGUGUAUGGACAGGUACAUGGACGCCUGGAACCUCGUCUCCCGAACUUACAGAAGUCGCAUCCAAAGAGAGAGAAACAUGUGA
Messenger RNA from Danaus chrysippus (African queen), 270 nucleotides. The record is from the annotation of a GenBank genome assembly. Lineage: Eukaryota; Metazoa; Arthropoda; Insecta; Lepidoptera; Nymphalidae.